This is a messenger RNA of Lates calcarifer (barramundi perch), 990 nucleotides long. RefSeq names its product MICOS complex subunit MIC26. Gene Ontology annotation, cellular component: MICOS complex. NCBI's taxonomy places the organism in Eukaryota, Metazoa, Chordata, Actinopteri, Centropomidae. Gene Ontology annotation, biological process: cristae formation. Bases 148 to 741 code for a protein of 197 amino acids. The transcript has a single exon. The record is from RefSeq and is a predicted model, not a curated record.
UACAGAUGCAAAUUGGUUUAUUAUAGCGCUUUCAAGCAGGAUAAAAACGUAUGUCAAAAGUCAACUGAAGGGCGGCGUGAUUAUCGCUUCGAGUAGCGAGUAUGUCUCUCCUCGGACACCGUAGUGAAUGCAUGGCCCGCGGAGAUCAUGUUGAAGGUGACAGGUAGUGCAAUGCCGGUGGCUUUGAGUCUGCUGCCGAUCACCGUCUCUGCUGCUGCCGGUGACGGAGAAAAGGAGGCGACCACCGCGUUAAACCGGGACGAGCUGUCUCUGUACACCGCUCCUCAGCAGAAGUCUCGGUAUGUGGAGCCCGAAGCGGGUCAGCUGGAGCAGAGUGUCGCCACCCUCAGGAAGCUGGUGGAGCCAUACACGACUUGGUGCCAGAGCACUUACAACCAAGUAAAACCCAAAGUUAAAAGUGUCAUCCAGUGCGGGACUGACACCUACGCCUACUUGAAGAACCCGCCGAAGGACUUCUACCCCCGGGCAGGAGUCAUCGGCUUCACCGGUGUCCUUGGACUCUAUCUUGCUCGAGGCUCCAGGAUUAAGAAACUCAUCUACCCGGCAGGCCUCAUGACCGUGAGCGCCUCCCUCUACUACCCUGAGCAGGCUGCCGCCAUCGCAAAGUCAACCGGGGACUCGGUGUACGACUGCGCCGUGCAGAGCUACGCUGCCGUGGAGAAGAUGCUGAAACCCCAAAGCAAAACCGAAAAGGGCUCCGACUCAGAAACUAAACCCUGACGACCCCAGCGUGACUCUGCAACAACUCAGCAAUACGAGAUCAUACAGCAGCUUUUUCUAACGUGCUACUUUAGAGCGGCUCUAAUCUGUGUGACUUCCUCAUGCCCACUUUUUGCACUAAGCUUCACAUGUAUCUCAGGCCGGGCAUGGCCUGUCACAGGGGGUUUGCAACUUGAAUGACUUACUUCUGCUUCUGAUCUGAAUGUAUAUUUAUGUAGAGAAUAAAAAUCUCCUUGUCUUACACUAAAA